Cyprinodon tularosa is the source of this 10241-nucleotide messenger RNA. RefSeq names its product E1A binding protein p400 (gene ep400). Gene Ontology annotation, molecular function: ATP binding; ATP-dependent chromatin remodeler activity. Bases 198 to 9527 code for a protein of 3109 amino acids. The transcript is spliced from 54 exons. The record is from RefSeq and is a predicted model, not a curated record. Lineage: Eukaryota; Metazoa; Chordata; Actinopteri; Cyprinodontiformes; Cyprinodontidae.
AGGGUCGCCCCGCCGCCAUGUUGCUGAAUGAAAUUAUCCUAACUUCAAAACAUUAAAAAGCGGCUAGCGAUAGCAGUUGAUAGUAUUUAAUGGAAUAACACUUAUUUAUUAUUUUUGACCUAUUGCAAACAUGACUUAGACCUCAUGAAAUUAACACAGAAGCCUCCUUGCCGUGUUGUGUUUAACAGUUUAACGCAAUGCACCAUGGAAGUGGAUCGCAAAAUAUCCAACGACAGCUCCAAAAAUCCAAGUCUGUCUCUGGGUCAGAAGCUGAGGAGCAGCAGCAGCAGCUGUCCAUGGCAGCUACACAACCACAAGCUACAAUUAGUCACCCUCAGUCUCCUGUGACCACCUUUUCCUCCGCCGCCAGCCCUUCAGCCCCUCAGUCACCCAAUUAUCAGAUAAUCAUGAGUCGGAGCCCAGUCACAGGCCCAAAUGUGAACAUAACAUUGCAAAAUGUGGGGCUGACUGCCAAUCAACAGAUCACUCUGACCCCACUCCCCAUCCAGAACCCAGCAUCGCCGGGGUUCCAGCAUAGCACAUCUCAGUGGAGGUUUGAGCAUGCUCCUUCCUCCUACAUUCAGGUCACCUCACCGGUGCCCCAGCCCAUUCAACCCCAGAGUCCCACUCAGCAUAGCCCAGUCUCUUUGCAAGGCGUCACAAGGCCAGGGGCUCCUACUGCAGCUUUGGGAGUACGUGGACAGAGCCCUACGCGAUUCGUUGAAGCUAGCAUGAUAGUGCGACAAAUCAGUUUAGGCGGCCAAUCAGGAGGAGGCCACUUUGUUUACCAGGAGGGAACAGGACUUGCCCAGAUCGCCCCAGCAUCUGGUCAGGUGCAGCUUGCUUCUCCAGGAGCACCAGGCUGUGUGAGGGAACGCCGGCUCUCUCAGCCUCACUCUCAGACUGGCGGCACCAUCCACCACCUAGGACCUCAAAGUCCUGUUGCCACUGGCACAACACUCCCCACCCUGGGCAGCCCCGGACACAUCACCACUUCCAGCCUACCUCCGCAGAUCAGCAACAUCAUCCAAGGACAGCUGGGACGGCCCAUGGUCUUUGAGAAGACCGCUCAAGGUGUGGUUACAGGAGUAGGAACCACCGCUACAGCGACGUUCAGCAUCCCCUCCUCCAUUCCACCCUCUUGUCCAUCCCUUACUAGUCCCACACAGGGCAUCAACAACAGUGCUCUGGCACCCACCGGUAUGGCUGCAGCUUCCAUAAAGAAGCAGGCUCCCAAGAAGUUGGAAGAAAUUCCUCCUGCUACUCCUGAGAUCGCUCAGCUGAGAAAGCAGUGCUUGGAGCACCACACCAAGAAGAUGGAGAGCCUGAAGGAGAUGUUCAAAGAAUACAUGGUUGAGCUUUUCUUUCUGCAGCAUCUUCAGGGGAACAUCAUGGACUAUCACGCUUUUAAGAAGAAACAUUGUCAUCCCUUAAACACUUACCUGAGGCAGAAUGACUUGGAUCUCGAUGAUGACGAUGAGGAAGAAGAACAGUCGGAGGUCAUUAAUGACGAGGUAAAGGUUGUUACUGGAAAGGAUGGCCAAGCAGGGACACCAGUUGCCAUAGCAACGCAGCUCCCUCCCAAUGUUUCCGCUGCUUUCUCUGUCCAGCAGCAGUUUCAGGGACAUCAAGGGGCAGCCUCAGGCACCAUUACAAACCCUGGAGACAUGGAUGCCUUUAAGAGGCAACAGACUAUGGUGCAAACAGAUCAGGCUAAGAGGCCCCGGAUUGACGUUGGUCGACAUGGGCUGAUUUUCCAACAUCCUGGUGUAGCUCCUUUAGGAUCACCUGGCGUUCCGCUUCAGCAGCUAAUGCCAACCGCGCAAGGCGGUAUGCCACCUACUCCUCAAGCAGUCCAGCUUUCAGGACAGAAGCAGAACCAGCAGCAGUACGACCCAUCCAAAGGACCGCCUGUACAGAAUGCAGCCAGCCUGCAUACCCCUCCUCCUCAGCUACCUGUCAGGUUGCCUCAGGGCGCCCUACCAAUGGCAAGCAUACCCAUGGCCCUCUCUCAGCAGGCCCAGUUAGUGGAGAAUUCAACCCAUUCGGGUGUGCAACUCCAGGGACAAGUCCAAGUGCAGGGAGGUGGUCCUGUGCUGGCUGCUGUGAACCCCCUCACACAGCUGCAAAACCAGCUGCAGCAGCAGAUGCAACCUGGGGUUCACGUUCAGCUGCAACCUCAGCAACAACAGUCCCAGACAAUUCUUCAGCCUGGACAAGCGACGGUUGCACUUGCUCGGCCUGGUACUGAUCCAAACCAGUCUGUUCAGAGGAUUAUGACCAACUCGGUAUCAAUAACAUCUGUGGUUCCCGCCCCUGCACCUGCUACCAAUUCGAAUCCAGCUCCACACUCAGCAGGUUCGCUCCGUCCUCUUGGCUCCAGCAUCAACCCAGGAACCCCAUCUAAACUGACAGGAACCAACGGAAUAUCUGCUGUCAAGACCGGAGCUUUCAGCCAAAAUCCAAGCGGUCAGUGCCCACAAGAAGGUUCCCAGGAUAAGCAGGUUGAGCAGGCCAAACUGGAGAGUCAGGUGCACCAGCGCAUCUCUGAUCUCAGGAAAGAGGGUCAGUGGUCAUCCAGCAGGCUCCCUAAACUAGUGGAAGCUUCACGCCCAAAGUCCCACUGGGAUUACCUUCUGGAGGAGAUGCAGUGGAUGGCUGCAGACUUUGCUCAGGAGAGAAGAUGGAAGGAAGCUGCUGCAAAGAAGCUUGUUCGUACUUGUGCUCGUUACCACCAAGAGAAGAAGAACAGUGAAGAAAGAUCACAGGAACAAAGGGAAGUUCAUCUUCGUCAUAUUGCCAGUACAAUUGCUCGAGAAGUUGAAUUCUUCUGGUCAAACAUAGAGCAGGUUGUGGAAAUUAAACUCCAGUUUCAAAUCAACGAGAAGAGGUUCAAAGCACUUGGCUUACAAAAAGCAGCAGUAUCUGGUCAGUCAUCAGGGGAAAAAGUUGAUAGAACGGAGGGUGGUAACUCUGGCAGAAAGAGAAAAACAAGUUUUUCCACAGUAGAUGAAGAGGUUCCUGACGAAGAGGGCACCAUAGAGGAGCAGGAAGUCAUGGAAGGAGACUCGGACCACAAAGCAGAAUUGAUCGACCUUGCAAAAGAUGCUGAGAUGUCUUUGGAUGCUCUGAAGAAGCAGUACGCUGGUGCCUAUGCUGAGGAUUUUGAGUGGCCUCAGCCUAGUCCUCAGAGUGAUGAGGAUGAUGGGGAAGAGACUGAAGACAUGGACUGUGUACCAUGCAGUCCACCUGAAGCAGUGGUGCUGGACUCCGUGUUUAGCAUGGACCACCAACGGAGCGCAGAUAAAUCCUCGUCUAACUCUAAUGGGAAGGCUGGCAGAGACAUUGCUGAAGUGGCAGCUGCUACAGAGCUCCUGCUGCCCAAGGGCAGCCUCAGAAUCACUUCAUCUACCCGCAGCCCAGCUCCUAUUUUGUUACAUGGUUUGUUAAGAGAGUAUCAGCAGAUUGGUGUGGACUGGCUGCUUAACCUUUAUAAGAAACGGCUCAAUGCGAUCUUAGCCGAUGAGACGGGCCUUGGCAAGACUGUGCAGACAGUGGCUUACCUAGCCCACUUAGCUGGUCAAGAAGGUAUUUGGGGACCCCAUCUAAUUGUAGUAAGGACAUGCAAGUUGCUAAGUUGGGAGCUUGAGUUUAAGCGCUGGUGUCCGGGCCUUAAGAUUCUCCUUUAUUUAGGCAACAGAAGGGAGCGCAGAUGCAAGAGAAUGUUCUGGGAGGAAACCAACAGCUUUCAUGUUUGUGUGACGUCAUACAAGCUGCUGAUGAAAGACCAAAAACAUUUCCUAAAGAAAAGGUGGAGGCAUCUGGUUCUGGAUGAGGUGCAACUUAUCAAAAACAUGAUGGAAAAACACUGGGAAACUGUCUUUGGUCUCAGAAGUGAGCAAAGGAUCCUUCUUAUCCACACUCCGCUUCAGAAUAAUCUGAAGGAAUUUUGGACCACGAUCCACUUCCUGAUGCCAGGACUCACCAGGCCGUACUCAGACUUUCCUGUUGCGGCAGACACAGACCAGAACCAGGACUACUGCCAUAAGCUGGUUAUACGCCUGCACAGGAUGAUCCAGCCGUUCAUUUUGCGACGCUCUAAAAGGGAUGUGGAGAAACAGCUUCCAAAGAAGUACGAGCACAUUCUGAAGUGCCGGCUUUCAAAUAGACAGAAGACGCUUUAUGAGGAUAUCCUUACGCAGCCUGGGACACAAGAGGCUCUGAAGUCGGGUCAUUUUGUCAGCGUGCUUCAGGUUUUGAUGCAGUUGCAGCGCGUGUGCAAUCAUCCUGAGUUGGUUGUACCUCGAGAAACCAGCAGCUCCUACUUCUGUCCAUCUGUUGAGUACAAUGUGCCGUCACUGGUUCUAGGAGCUAUUGAGACCGACCCCAGCAAGACUGUAAACCUGUCCAUGUUUGAUCUGAUCAAUCAUGAGAACCAACUGACUCGGUACCAGACUGAAGAAGCAGAACCUAAACUAAAGGUCACUCGGCAGCUCAUUGAGGAGAUCUACAGUGGUCCCGAGCAACCACCAAGACCCAAACCGUGUCCGAUUAAACCAUCAAGGCUGUUCCAGCCAGUGCAGUAUGGUACAAAGCCAGAAGGUCGGUUAGUCGCAUUUGGAAAUACGGCGGGUCAGCGGCCCCCUACAAGCACCUUAGUUUCCACUGUGAGCCAAUCAGGCCAGACCAGAGGCAAGUCCCCCGUUUCUGCUCCGACCACUACGCCUACCUCUCACGCAAUCGGAACAGCUACUCAGAGAGCCCAGGCUACUCCUACUGUCAGCAGCAGCAACAACACUGCAUCUUCCUCCAUUGCCGCCUUUGGGAACAGUGGCUAUGGGCAGCAUGUUUUGGGAGCUACUCCUUUGGCCUUGGGUCAGACCUUAGCUGGAACAGUUGUAGGCUCCGUGACUUCCAUCAGCCAGGCUGGAAUAACACAGAUUCCAAGGCCAGGUUUAGCCCCAAGCCAUGCCAUCCAGCCCAGUCUUUUGUCCCAGAGGUUGGUUCUUACAUCUCAGGCCCAGGCACGGUUGCCUAGCGGAGAUGUGGUGAAGAUCGGCCAGCUGGCCAACAUGUCAGGGAGUCAGAAUCGUAUUUCCCAGCCGGAGACUCCCGUCACGCUGCAGUUUCAGGGGAACAAGUUCACCCUGUCCCCCAGCCAGCUCCGCCAGCUGACCACUGGACAGCCAUUGCAGCUCCAAGGUACACUCGGCAACAUCCUGCAGAUUGUGUCCGCUCCAGGGCAGCCGAUCAUAAGGCCCCAGGGUUCCAUGGUAAUGCAGACGAUGCCUCAAAGUGUUCCUGCGUCUAGUGCAGCAGUUACACCCGGAACACCCCACCCUGCCCUCUCAACAGCUCAGCAAGCAGUGGGUGGGACUACAAAUGCAACAUCAUCUCCAACCAAGCUUACUGCUGGAAGUCAUGGUGCACCCCAGGAGGUUUCAGAAGAAAAGACGCAGCAGCUGAAGGAGCGGCUGAACCGCUUGUUUGAAGCAAACGAGCAGCGCUGUAACCGCAGAGUGUUGUACGGGUCAGAUCUGCUGCAGGCAUGCACUGUGAGCUGCGAACCUGCUCACAGCGCCCUGACGGCGGGAGGCUGGAGGUGGGUAGGCAGAGAGAGCUGUAUUCGAGCUCAGGAAACCUGCGUGGGAACCACCUCUUUGCUGCAGUCUUCUUUGCUUACUGUGGAGGACCAGCAUGAAUCCAGAAAAGGCCUGAUCAAAAGGCUGAAAGCCGUGGUGCCAGCAGCUGUAGCUCCGCCUCCUCAUCUAUAUGCAGCCAAUCCUUCAGUUCCCUACAGGCUUGAGCAGAAAUCCUUUCAGCGGCGCCUGCUGGAGGCCUCUGAGCCCCACAGUGCAGACAUCCACCAAUUAGCAUCCAGACAUUUCUUAAGGCACCCUGACUUACAGUUAAUGCAGAUGGAUUCAGGUAAACUGGAAGCUCUUGCCAUCCUGCUGCAGAAGCUGAGGUCAGAAAGUCGGCGUGUCCUCAUCUUUACUCAGAUGUUAAAGAUGCUGGACAUCUUGGAGGCCUUCCUGGAUUACAGGCAGCUCAAAUAUGUGCGCAUUGAUGAAAACCUCACAUUUGAAGAAACACAGGAAAAUAUGAAAAAGUUCAACACCAACAGGCAGGUUUUCUGCAGCAUCCUGACCAACUGCUGCUGCUCAGAUGUGGGCACCAUCGUCGACGCAGACACGAUCAUCUUCUAUGACACAGACCUCAAUCCCAGCAUGGACGCCCGCACUCAAGAGUGGUGUGACAAAGUGGGGCGUUCCAAGGAUAUUCACAUAUACAGGUUGGAAAGUGGCAAUUCAAUUGAAGAAAAACUGCUAAAAAAUGGCACCAAGGAGCUUAUAAGAGAAGUGGUUGCACAGGGUACUGACUACAGUUUAGCUUUCCUAACACAGUCGACAAUCCAAGACCUCCUGGAAGUAGAGGCGACUUCAGGGGUGAAGGUGGAGGAGUUUGUGGUGCUUCAUCAGGAGCCAUCGGCCUCUGAAGCGAUUUCUCCUAAAGUAGCGAGACCCUACAUACAGGCUCUGCACAGUAUAAAUCUGGACAGCCAAUCAGAGGAAGAAGAGCACCAGGAGGAGGACUUGGGUAGCAAACAGUCACCAGAGGAGUCGGAGAUCCAAGCUAAAGAAGAGCCCGGUCUGUUAGAGGAGUUGAACGCAGUCAUGGAACAGCUUACUCCUAUUGAAAGAUACGCUCUGCAUUACCUGGAGUACCUCCACAUCAGUGAUGAUGCUGCCCUAAAAGAGAGGUUGGAGUGUGCAAAGAGAGCCUGGGAGCUUCAGCAGCUACAGAAACUAAAGGAGCAGGAUGAGGAGCACCAGACGACUGAGAGAGAGGAAGAUCUCUUCACCUACACCAGAGAAGAUGCUUACAACAUGGAAUACGUUUUUGAUGCUGAGGAAGGGCAUACCGAAAUCAUGCCGGUUUGGACUCCACCCACCCCCCCACAGGAUGACAACGAUAUUUACAUCGAUUCAGUCAUGAUGUUAAUGUAUGACACCACACCUAUGCCAGAGUCCAAGCUGCCUCCUAUCUACAUCCGCAAGGAGCAUAAGAGACUGAAGAUGGACCCCUCAGCUGCCAGAAAGAAGAAGAAGGGUCACGGGGAGACGGUGAUUCCUCCACGCUCUCUCUUUGAAAAGGCCAGCAUGCUCAAAGUUCGGCGUGAAGGAAAAGACCAGAAAAAGAACUUUUCUCUCAAGCAGCCUCCUUUCGCCAAACCCCUGCCAUCUCUGGCUAAGCCUGCCAUGGAGGCUGGUCAGGAUAACCCAGAGUGGCUCAUCAGUGAGGACUGGGCUCUGCUGCAGGCAGUGAAGCAGCUGCUGGAAUUGCCUUUGAACCUGACCAUCGUGUCUCCUGCCCACACACCAAACUGGGAUCUGGUCAGCGACGUGGUGAACUCCUGCAGCCGCAUCUACCGCUCCCCGAAACAGUGCCGCAACCGCUAUGAGAAUGUCAUCAUUCCUAGAGAGGAGGGCAAGUUGGUGUACGAAGCGAAUCCUAAGAAGAAAUCCAAGAGCAUAUAUAAGUCUAAGAACAGCCGUCCUUUGAGGACCUGUCAAAUCUACACACAGGAUGACAACAGCUCACAGAUUCAGCUGUACAGCAGCCGCUUUGAGCUCAUGAGGAUAAUCGCCAGCAAGAGGAGCCCUCCGAUCAAGCCUCUGGGGCUUGGAAUGAAUCCAUUCCAGAAGAAUCCAAAACAUGCUUCAGUCUUAGCAGAGAGUGGGAUCAGCUACGAUAAGCCCUUACCUCCCAUUCAGGUGGCCUCUCAGCGAGCUGAAAGGAUUGCAAAAGAGAAAAAGGCCCUUGCAGAGCAGCAGAAGGCCCAGCAGCAGUUGGCCCAGCAACAGGCUGGAGCUCCUCAGGCUCAAGCCACGGCUGGUCAGGCCCAGACUCCUGCCGCUGGCCAAGCGCAGGUUCCACAAGCAGCCGGGGUGACUGGAGCUACUGCUGUGCCCAACGCAGCCGUACUGGCUGGAGCUAUAAAAACCGCCACUGUGGGCACAACCAUUCAGGCUGCCACUGUAGGGGGGAAUGUGAUUGUGAACACAGUAGCAGGGAUUCCCCAAAGCCCCUUCCAGGCCAAUAAACGCCUGGCAUCUCCAGUCACCCUGUCUCCUGCAGGUGCAGCUGGAGCCCAGGUGGUCCACCCACAGCAGAGGGCUGUCCCCGCCGCCGCUGCCUCUGCUGAGGUGGUCGCUAUAGCUACAGGUGGAGGCGUGCGAGCCGUUACCCCAGUAACAGCCCCUGCUGUGGUCUCUACUACUUUAAGCCCUGUGCAGUCACAGACACGCCCGCUGGUCCCUCAGGUCACACCAGCGACAGGUAUUCAGAUGGCAGGGAAGUCUCUUCAUGCAAACCAACUGCAGAUCUUACGACAACAGCAGCAUCUGCAGCAGACGCAGCAACAGCAGGCUGCGUCCACUCAGAUGAAAGCUGUAGGCAAACCUCAGGACUUGUUAAAAGUGCAGAGACACAAGGUGCCGUUGCAGCAGGUGGCUGCAGCGACACAGGCUCAGCAGGCAGGCGUGGCACAGCAGACCACCCAGGUGCAGCCCGCUCAGGCCGGCCAAGCCAGUCCUCAGCUCGCUGCCGUGGCUACAGCCAGACCUGGAACUGUCCUCACUGCAAACGCGCUGCAAGUGACCAGACUGACCCGGGUGCCCACUCAGGGGCAGAUCCCGGCCCAGGGAGGACAGACGGCUCAGGUAACCCUCACUAAACCUCCUGUGGUCUCUGUGCCGGCUGUGGUCUCUGCAGUGACCACCAUGUCAUGUGUGGCUAUUAAUCAAGCACAGAAAACUGGGGGCCCGGUGCUGACGCCAGCCUUCUCUCAGAUGCACGUCGGGCAGCUGAUUCCCAUGAAGAAGCAGCAGCAUCCAGCAGCCAUCCAGGCAGCCGCGGCGCAGCAGAAAGCAGGGCAGCCUCAACAAGGACAGGCUGCCGUGCAGCAGAAGAUUGGAACCCAGCAGGUGACGAUGCAGACAGCUCCGUCAGCGCAGCAGCAGAAGGUCACCUACGCAGCAACAACUCAGCUCCAGCCGGGAAUCAAAACCCAGUUCUUCACCACCACCACCCCCAUCGCCCAGGCCCCAAAACCAGCUGGAGCCCAGCAGAUCCAGGUGACUAAGCUUCCACAAAUAGUGCAGCAGCAGACGACUGUGGCCAACAUUCAGCAGAUUGUUUCCUCUUCCCAGCAGGUCCAGCCUCAGACUGUGACUCUGGCCCAGCCCACCACUUCAGCUCCCGCUCAAGUCCAGAUGAUUCCCGCAGGGCCGCCCAGCGCUCAGGUGGUUCAGCAGAAGAUCAUCCCCCAGCAGGUGGUAACCCCCGCCACACAGAUCCAGCCCCAGAAUCCGCACAGCCCCGCCCACCUGCCCGCCGCCCCUUCGGCCGCAGAGUCCCCCGGACAGCAGUCCGGUCAGGCCCAGCAGCCCAACAAGAAUCCAGCUCGCCAAGGGGGGGUCAGGACCAAAACCCCCGCCAAACCCAGCGGGGGGAGCAGCUAGUCCUGCUUUGUGACGAAUCCCCUUGCCCUAGUUUUUUUGGUUUUUCUGCGGAUCACAUGACGUUACAGAUCCCGCAGCCUCCAAGUCCUGGAAACCAGCCGCUGUCUUUAUCACACCAAACCCUUUUGUUUACGCCUGUUAACUCUAGUCAGCUCUGAGUGUUACAGAGCUAAUAAGUGAUGAGCUCUGGAGGAUCAGCGACGACCCGCCGCCGCUUCUGUUCUGCUCCACAGCCAUCAGGAGCAGCGAUCCCUUCUUAACCUCAUUUAAAUGUACAUUAUUUGUUAUUAACAACUUCAUUCUGAACCCUGCAAACCACGACAGCCCAGUCCUCCACACAUCACUGCUGUCUUCUGUUUGAUAAAUAUAUAUCUGCCCUAACAGACGUCCCAGGCUGGGGAUGGAGUCACUCUGCAUUAGUGUCAGUGUGUUCAUUAUUAGUCCCUGUCUGUCUGUUUCUGUUGUUACUAGUGAAAAAAGAUGGUUGUUCCUUUAAUCGCUUUAUUUUUUUUUUUUUUAAAUCAUUAUUUCAGUAAAUACACUGUAAACAUGUACUUUAGUGUUUUUGUGUUUCUCAAAUUCUUUUUUUAAUUGAUGUCAAAAGAAAAAAAAAACUGUAAAUAUCAGCAAAAACAUUUGUACUUGUAAAGUAGUUGUGUUUUCAUUGGAUUUUUCAGCCUAAUUGUAAUAAAGUGUUUUGUUUUUAUACACAAA